Messenger RNA from Drosophila subpulchrella, 918 nucleotides. RefSeq names its product trichohyalin. NCBI's taxonomy places the organism in Eukaryota, Metazoa, Arthropoda, Insecta, Diptera, Drosophilidae. The coding region runs from base 1 to 918 and encodes 305 amino acids. The transcript is spliced from 2 exons. The record is from RefSeq and is a predicted model, not a curated record.
AUGCAUUGCCUGCUUCAACUGAGUCUGGCCGUGGCCCUUUGCGCCCUCUUGGCCCCAUCCGCCACCUUGGGCGAACGCCGCAAUGUUUACCGCCUGAGUGGCCAGCGCUCCUCAGAGCUUCCUGCGGAGGCCCGCUUCACCUCGUCGAUCGCCAACAAGCUGACCGCGCUGAAGGGCGGCACCUCGUCGACCACAGCGACACCCACCUACUCCACCUCCUAUACGCCCACCACCUACACCACCACGGAGACCACGGAGCCCACUGGACCCACCACUGCGUCGGGAACCUACGUCACCACCACAACGCCCACCACCGAUACCACCGAUACCACCAGCGACGACAGCGCUCGCGCCUAUGCCCCUAAUCAGGAUGAGGUCAACGACGAGGACGACGAGGAGAUGCCCCGAUCCUUUGAGGAGGAUGACGACGACGAUGCCGGCGGCCUGGAGGACGACGACAACGACGAGGACGACGAGGAGAGCUUCUACGUGGCCGCUCCCUCCGCCGGCGGCAGCAGCAACGCCGUGCAGCAGCCCUCCUCCGCCGACUCCUCGGCGGUCCGCCCCUCGGAGCUCCAGUGGCGCCAGUUCCAGCAGGAGCAGCGCAACCGCCGCCGCAUCCAGCGCCUCCAGCGGGAGCACAACCAGAGGAUCAGGGCUCUACUGCGGCGCCAGCGGACCGCCGACAAGCGCAGCCAGCAGCGAUUGCGCCGCCAGCGCCAGAAGAACCGUCGCCGCAUCUCGCAGCGGCAGCGACGCAACCGCAACCGCUCAAGGGCUCAGCGCCAAAGGCAGCGCAGGAACAACAUGAGCCGCCGCCGCCGGCAGCAACAACAACGCCAGCGCAGGCACCGCCAGCAGCAGCGACGCCGCCUGAUGCGCCUCAUGCGCCGCCGUCGCGGCAACCGUCGCGGUUAA